AUGGAUGAGGAGAUUGAGGUCUGGGAAGCAGCACGAUGCACAUCCGCUGCACCUUUCCUAUUCCCAGUGUACAGAGCAAGUAAUGGCCAUGCAUUCCAGGACGGGGGAAUGAACCACAAUAACCCUGUCGGAUUAGCUGUAAAGGAAGCGCCGUCUCUGUGGACCGGGAGACCGAAGGUAGACAUUGUGCUGAGCAUCGGAACAGGCUCCGCCGAAGGGCGCAUCGCCGAGAAGAAUACACUAUCCCAGUAUGCUGUGCACGGCUGGCUGAAACGAUGCAUCGACUCGUUCGAAAGCAAGCUCGACGCCGAGCGCUUGUGGCAAGAAUACCACGCGACCCUGGACGAAGAUGGCCGACGCCGCCACCAUCGGCUGAAUAUCAAGCUGUCAGGCACUCUGCCGUUUAUGGCGGAUACCCGCGCAGUGGACAGCAUGGAUGAUGACACCAGACGCUUUUUUCAUGAUCCAGGCGCCCGGCGACAGCUGCGAAGCGCGGCAGAGGCAUUGCUCGCAUCACUUUUCUACAUCUGUGUUGAGUCUCCGACAAAACUGCCGCUGCCAGAUGGCAUUGGGUUUGCAUUCCGAGCGCAGAUACGAUGUCGGUUGGAGCAGCGCUACCAGCGUGUGCUUCUGGAUCGACUCCAAAGUUCAGGCUGCGGUUUCCUUGUUCACGGAAGAGCAGUCAGCAUUAACUUUGAGGCUCAUAGAUGCAAACUUGGGAAAGGCGAAUCAUUUCGGCAGGAUAUUCAGUGGCAGGGCCAACUGCGUGAGACGUUCCAUAUCUGCCUCGUCUUCAGGGCAGAAGCAUCGGCGGAAGAGCAGCCAGAACUGGAUGCCCCGACCGCUGGUGGUACUACUACCCUAGCCCUCAAGUAUGAAGUUAGUGGCAGCCCGCAUACCUGGGCAAGGUUGGAGCGGUGA
Messenger RNA from Aspergillus mulundensis, 921 nucleotides. Its product is annotated as patatin-like phospholipase family protein. Gene Ontology annotation, biological process: arachidonate metabolic process. Gene Ontology annotation, cellular component: membrane. Bases 1 to 921 code for a protein of 306 amino acids. Lineage: Eukaryota; Fungi; Ascomycota; Eurotiomycetes; Eurotiales; Aspergillaceae. The transcript has 2 exons. The record is from RefSeq and is a predicted model, not a curated record.